AUGGAAGAUAAAACAUUAAAUAUCCUUAAUGAUUUUCAUUAUUCAUCAUUAAAUGAUCCAUUUUGUUUUGAUAAUAAUAAUAAUAAUAAUAAUAAUACAUCAAUAAUGAUAACAAAUUUAGAUGAUAUAUUAAUUGAUGAUAAUGAAAAUACUAAUAAUAAUUUUCUUAAUACUACAAAUUGUCGUCGUCCUAUACAAGGAGAUAUUUUAUAUGAAGUUGAACAUGAAAAUAGUUUUUCUGAUCAUACAUAUGAUUUUGAUUUAACACAAAAUAAUAUUCAAUAUAAUAAUUUAUUAGAAAAUAAUAAUACUGAAUUUCGUUUUAUUAAUCAAUUACCACCAUCAAUUAUUAUUAUUGAAAAAUUAGAUCGAGAAUUAAAAGAAAAAUAUUAUUUUAAUUACUGUGCUUAUGAAGGUAUUUAUGAAGAACAGCGUUCAUGUUGUAUAAAAGUUAUAAUAAUAAUAACUGAUAUAAAUGAUAAUUCACUACAAUUUCAACAUAAUCAACAAUUACCAUUAAUAAUUAAUGUUUCUGAAUAUACAUCAAUUCAUACAGAACUUAUUCAAAUGAAAGCUGUUGAUUCAGAUGAAGGUCUUAAUGGACAAAUUAUUUAUAGCUUUUCAAAAUGGACAUUAAAUGAUAAAACUAUUAAUGAUUUAUUUUAUAUAAAUCCUUCUAAUGGUUCAAUUAUACUUUUAAAACAAUUAGAUUAUGAACAAAGAAAUAAUUAUGAAUUACAGAUAGAAGCUGUUGAUCUUGGUCCUAAUGCUAUUCCAACAUAUGUUAAUGCUUUUUUUUACAGAUAA
Molecule: messenger RNA, 807 nt
Organism: Rotaria sp. Silwood2
Lineage: Eukaryota; Metazoa; Rotifera; Eurotatoria; Philodinida; Philodinidae
Source: the annotation of a GenBank genome assembly